AUCUUUCAAGUUUAAAGUUCUCACAUUGAGUGAUUAUACCUCCUUUGUAGUCUAGUCUGCAGCCGCCUGGUGGAGUUAAACUUGAACUUUAAAUGGAUUAUAGAAUUUGAAUUCCAGACGCGCAUUUUAAACCGCAGCUGCGGUCAAUCGCCACUAACGAGUCUGUCCAUCAUGCUGCUGCUGCUCGCGGCGCUGCUGUUCUGUGACGACCCUCAGCACGCGGAGUGCGUGCCCCUCAGGGAGAGCGGCCGAGAUUGGCUGGUCCGGGCGCAGAGCUACAUGACCUCUGACCCUGAGACCGUGGAGGAGCUGACGGCGGACGACAUGACUGUGCUGGAGGGAGACCUGGUGCUGUCGACUGAUCGGAACGCAGUGAACAACAGGUGGCCGACGUCAUCGAUACCGUACGCCAUUGAUGCAACAUUGGAGGGCCGGACAAAUGACAUUGAGGCUGCCAUGGCGAUGGUGUCGGAAGAGACCUGCCUGACCUUCCAUCUCCGGACCAGCGAGCCAGACUACCUGCUCUUCCAAACCAGUAAAGGUUGUGCGUCAUACGUUGGCUUCAUCGGCGGGAAGCAGCCCGUGUUCGUCGGGCCUCAGUGCCGGGUCGGCAACAUCAUCCACGAAAUCCUGCACGCAGCCGGCUUCCACCACGAGCACACAAGGCAGGACCGCGAGAAGUUCAUCAGCAUCCAGACGGGGAAUAUCAUGCAGGGCAUGGAGAAGAACUUCAACAAAAGGUCAGGUGCCACCUUCGAGCUGCCUUAUGACAUCACCUCCAUCCUGCACUAUGGCAGCCACUUCUUCUCGGUGAACGGACAGCCGACCAUCGUGCCCAAUGAGAGUGUGAAAGGGAUGGGCCAGAGGAGGAAGAUGACGCCGCUGGACGUGGCCAAAGUUCGCCAGCUGUACAAGUGCGACCCUGCUGAAGCGGACGGGUCCCGAUGACAGGGAAACAAGGUUUCGACCUCUGCUUAACUCACAGCUGACCAGCGCGCCUCUAAUAAAGUGAAUGUCUGAAACGC
Molecule: messenger RNA, 1025 nt
Organism: Synchiropus splendidus (mandarinfish)
Lineage: Eukaryota; Metazoa; Chordata; Actinopteri; Syngnathiformes; Callionymidae
Product: zinc metalloproteinase nas-4
Exons: 10
Coding region: 172-948 (258 amino acids)
Biological process (GO): proteolysis
Molecular function (GO): metalloendopeptidase activity; zinc ion binding
Source: RefSeq, a predicted model, not a curated record